Cyphomyrmex costatus is the source of this 3690-nucleotide messenger RNA. It is a transcript of the gene SPoCk, whose product is annotated as secretory pathway calcium atpase. The transcript is spliced from 15 exons. The record is from RefSeq and is a predicted model, not a curated record. Lineage: Eukaryota; Metazoa; Arthropoda; Insecta; Hymenoptera; Formicidae. Gene Ontology annotation, biological process: calcium ion transport. The coding region runs from base 1 to 2832 and encodes 943 amino acids. Gene Ontology annotation, cellular component: membrane. Gene Ontology annotation, molecular function: P-type calcium transporter activity; ATP binding; ATP hydrolysis activity.
AUGAGAGACACCGGUAACCAGGCCAAGUAUGAGCAGCUCUUAGACGAUGCUGGCCUCGAAAUUCGCAAUGACGACAAGGAACACAAUGAAGAAAAUGCGACACUAGACGAGGAUAAAAGUCAAAAUUGUGAAAUGUGGUUGACAACCGCUGAAUCGGCUAGUCUCGGAGCGGAGGAGGUAGCAGCUAGAUUACAUGUCGAUGUACGAACAGGACUCAAGUGGCAAGAGGCUGACCAUAGAAGGCAACUAACAGGUUUCAACGAGUUCACUGUAAAGGAAGAAGAUCCACCAUGGAAAAAAUACAUCGAACAGUUCAAGAAUCCAUUGAUUCUUCUUCUACUCGCCUCUGCAUUUGUCAGUGUAUGUAUGAGGCAAUUCGACGACGCUGUCAGUAUUACUGUGGCUAUCAUAAUAGUGGUGACAGUUGCAUUUGUACAAGAAUACCGAUCAGAGAAGUCAUUAGAAGAAUUGAAUAAAUUGGUGCCACCAAUAUGUCACUGCUUAAGAGAAAGCCGUGUAGAGACAUUUCUUGCACGUAAUUUAGUUCCUGGUGAUAUAGUAUAUUUAAAUAUUGGAGAUAGAGUACCUGCUGAUAUCAGAAUAUUUGAAGCUAUAGAUCUGGCGAUUGACGAGAGUAGCUUUACUGGAGAGACCGAACCAGCGCAAAAGUCGACAGCCCCUUUGUUUAAGACUAAUGGGUUGACGUCAAAGAGAAAUAUCGCCUUUAUGGGCACUUUAGUACGCUGUGGGAAUGGCAAGGGAAUUGUAGUGAAUACGGGAGAAAAGAGUGAAUUUGGGGAGGUUUUCUCGAUGAUGCAGGCUGAGGAGGCACCAAAGACUCCACUACAGCGAAGCAUGGACAUUUUAGGUACUCAGCUGUCCUUCUAUUCGUUCUGCAUUAUCGGUAUUAUCAUGCUGCUGGGCUGGAUCCAAGGUAAGGCUAUCCUUGAGAUGUUUACCAUUGGUGUAAGCUUGGCAGUAGCAGCUAUACCGGAAGGCCUGCCUAUCGUUGUGACUGUGACACUGGCAUUGGGAGUGAUGAGAAUGGUUAAGAGAAAAGCUAUUGUAAAGAAAUUACCAACUGUUGAGACUCUCGGCUGUGUAAAUGUAAUAUGUUCUGAUAAAACUGGCACAAUUACAAAGAACGAGAUGACCGCUACGAUUAUCGUUACAUCGGAGGGUUACGUCGCGGAUGUUACUGGAGCGGGAUAUAACAGAGUAGGAGAAGUACACAUACGGAAGUGUGAUAAUCCUGAUCUCGCACACGCUGCUAUCAGUAACAUGCUAGAAAUAGGUUGCGUUUGUAACAACGCUAUCAUACAAAAUGACGUUCUGUUGGGACAACCAACGGAAGGAGCGUUGAUAGCAGUGGCAAUGAAAUUCGGAAUGUAUGGUGUUGCUGAACGAUAUUUGCGAUUGCAAGAAUAUCCAUUUUCUUCUGAGCAAAAGAUGAUGGCUGUGAAAUGUACACCCAGGUUUGGUGAGAAUAGGCAAGAAAUAUACUUUGUGAAAGGUGCUUUGGAAAAAAUUUUACCACAAUGUACAAAAUAUUACGAGAACGGUCAAGUGUAUCCCCUUAGUCAAAAGAAAGAUCAAGAAUUCUUGACAGAAGCAUAUGAUAUUGGUCAACAAGGAUUGAGAGUGAUUGGUCUGGCACGUGGUUCUUCGUUACAAGAUUUAAUUUAUGUUGGCCUGGUUGGUAUUUGUGACCCACCAAGACCGUACGUGCGCGAAUCUAUCAGCAUUUUAAUAAACAGUGGCGUUAAAGUGAAGAUGGUGACUGGUGAUGCUAAAGAAACUGCAGCUGCAAUAGCUAGCAUGAUUGGCUUGGACACACUUCAUAGUCGAUUGCUAUCGGGAGAUGAGAUCGAUAUGAUGUCCGAACAUCAAUUGGAACAGUGCAUUAAUAGUGUUAGUGUAUUUUACCGAGUAACACCAAAACACAAGCUUUGUAUCGUAAAAGCCUUACAGAGGAAUGGUAACAUAGUGGGUAUGACCGGUGAUGGUGUAAAUGAUGGAGUUGCAUUGAAAAAGGCCGAUAUAGGCAUCGCCAUGGGUAAAAAUGGCACUGAUGUAUGCAAGGAAGCAGCCGACAUGAUUUUAGUCGAUGACGAUUUUGGAACUAUUAUCGCGGCGAUCGAAGAGGGGAAGGGAAUCUUUCACAACAUUCGCAAUUUUGUCAGGUUUCAAUUGAGUACUAGCAUAGCUGCGCUUUCUCUAAUUGCUCUUGCAACAUUGAUGAGUAUACCGAAUCCUUUGAAUGCUAUGCAAAUAUUAUGGAUCAAUAUUAUUAUGGAUGGUCCACCUGCUCAAAGUCUUGGAGUAGAACCGGUUGAUAAGGAUGUUUUGAAACAAAAACCACGAAAUACAAAGGAGCCAAUGAUCACGCGUCAUCUCAUAAUUAAUGUUCUAUUAUCCGCUAGCAUCAUUAUUCUUGGCACUUUAUGGGUGUACAAUAGAGAGAUGGUUAAUGGGAAUACUGCGAGAGAUACUACCAUGACAUUCACUUGUUUCGUAUUCUUCGACAUGUUCAAUGCUCUUAGCUGUAGAUCACAAACAAAAUCCAUAUUUACAAUCGGUUUGUGGAGUAAUAAGAUGUUCCUGGUAGCCGUAACUCUCUCUGUCAUUGGACAAAUGUUCGUGAUCUACUUUCCUCCAUUGCAGAGAAUAUUUCAAACUGAAGCUCUUACGGCAAAAGAUCUUCUAUUUUUGGCGGCGUUGACAUCAAGCGUCUUCGUCAUUAGUGAGAUAAAGAAGUUUAUUGAAAGACAACUGCAGAGACGUCGCGUCAAUGGCCAGUAUUAUAACAAGUUUGAAAUGGAUUUUGUAUGACAGUUACAGUCUGCCGGCGAGAGCAAGGCGGACAAAGAUCAUAACGAAUAAACGCAUCAAUUAUCGCUCGGCAUUGAUAUGCAGUCGAUCGCGUUUGUUUAUAAUUGACAUAUUAGGUCUCGCUAAUUCACAUCUACUCGACUGUGCUUGCACACAUUCGUAACUUCGUCACAUGUGCACCUCUAUUAGAAAAUAGAAGAAUAAUAAUAUUCUUUCAAUAACAGUUGUAAUGUAUCGAUUUCGCAGUGUGACUGCAGUUUUUUUACUAUUUACAAAUUGUCGAUUCUAUUUUUCCUAGUACAUUGUGCACGUAGAAAAGAAAUAGGACAGCAAGAAACAUUUCGAUACCAAUGUAGUAGAUUACAUAGACUGUAGCUAUUAGACUAUAUAUUUGAUGAUUGUCCCUACAAAGAGACUGUAAGUCACUAUUUCAUAGAUGGUAGCGUGGCUACUGCACAUUCCAUGCACGUUUGAUAGAUCAAUGACUUUUAAUGAUAUAUUCUGUCUAUAAUAUAGCCUUAGAGACUGCAGUCCAAAGCAAUGUUUGCACUGAAUCAUUCUAUCUUACACUUUUUUCUAAAUAUUGUAACAAUUUUUAAAGCUCACUCAGCAACAAGUAUCAAUUUUACCAUUUGUUUCUUUAUUGCCGGUCAAUUCAUGUUAAAGGAGAAGCGAAUCAUGCAGCAUUUUACCGAGUAAAAUAAGACAAACACAUUGUAAUUAAAAUCAGCCAUACACAAAUUGCAUUUAAUAUACAGUUGUAAUCGACGAAAAUAAAUGCUCUUAUAAUGUUCCUUAAUUCUACGAUUGCGAAUGUAUCCUUUCGAUAGCAAGGUAAUAUAAUGCAAAUUGCACCAA